Messenger RNA from Prunus armeniaca (apricot), 2187 nucleotides. The record is from the annotation of a GenBank genome assembly. Lineage: Eukaryota; Viridiplantae; Streptophyta; Magnoliopsida; Rosales; Rosaceae.
AUGUUUAAACAAAGGCAUGUUACCCGCGUUGCUGAUGUAAAGGAGGAUGCUUUGGAAGCUUUGUAUGAAAAGCGCUUAAAAAGGAAAUCCUUGCACAAAGAAAAAGAGGAUCCUGGGAUUCAAGUUGAUCGUGUAGAUGCUCUUCCUGUUAAAACCUUAGAUGGACAACUCUACUAUCGAACAGCAACGAAGGCAUCAAAAGCAUCUGAAAACGAUCCCACUGAAGAGGAAGCCAGUGGUGCUGCAGAUAAAAGCAUAGUAAAGCUGACAAAGGCUGAAAGGAGGGCAAAGCUUAAGAAAAGUAAGAAAGAGGCUAAGAAACAAGGAAAGGAGGCUGAACCUGAAGUCCAACAAACUCCACAAGAAGCAGUGCUGGCUGAGAUUAAAGAAGAUCUUACAACUGAAGAAGCCUUGAAAGAGAUAUUACAGAUCUGUAAAGAUAACAAUCAUGCCAUUGUCAAACUUGGACUCCUAUCUCUGUUGGCUGUUUUUAAAGACCUUAUUCCUGGAUAUCGGAUUAGGCUUCCUACUGAGAAGGAGCUAGAAAUGAAGGUCUCAAAGGAUGUUAAGAAAAUGCGGCUUUAUGAAUCAACACUGCUAUCUGUAUACAAGGCAUACCUGCAGAAGUUGGCAGCAUUAGAAAAGCAGUCCUCAUUUCAGCAUGUGGCAUUUCGCUGUAUCUGUACAUUGCUUGAUGCAGCACCCCACUUCAACUACCGGGAGAGCUUGUUAGGUGUUGUCAUCAGAAACAUAGGCUCCCCAGAUGAUGUUGAAACUGUGCUGUUCUUCCAUCAGUCACUGUUUACAAACGAGGGAAAACACGGUGGUGAAGCAACUGUGGAGGCUGUUCGAUUAAUUGCAGAUCAUGUUUUCUUGUCACUGUCAUUCGAUGAGGAUCUUGGGAGGGCUGCAAGAAAUGAUGAGAAACAUAAACCCCAAAGCAAGAAAAGUAAGAAGAAAAAGCAUUAUGAGGAGGCACGUCAAUUGAAGGAAAAUGACAAAAAAAGGAGUAGGCAAGAAUUAUUGAUGAAGACAAGAGAGGAGGUUGCUGCUGAUUACAAGGCUGUUGCUUUGACCCCAGAUGUUAUGGAGCGGAGAGGAAUGCAGACAGAGGCACUUUCUGCUGUAUUUGAAACAUAUUUUCGCAUAUUGAAACAUACAAUGCAGUCAUCAGCUUCCAGAUCCGAAGCAAAUGCUAGUUUAUCUACUGGUGCAUCUGAGCCCCAUCCUUUACUUGCUCCGUGUCUGAAAGGAUUAGGAAAAUUCUCGCAUCUAAUUGACAUGGAUUUCAUGGGGGAUCUUAUAAACUAUCUGAAAAAGCUUGCUUCUGGUGGUAGCGAUUCUGAGAAUACUUCAAAAUGUUUGACUGUAUCUGAGCGCCUCCGUUGCUGCAUUGUUGCAUUUAAAGUGAUGAAGAGCAAUCUUGAUGCCUUAAAUGUUGAUCUGCAGGACUUCUUUGUUCAGCUUUACAAUAUUAUACUUGAAUAUAGGCCUGGAAGAGAUCAGGGCGAAGUAUUAGCUGAAGCUUUGAAGAUAAUGCUGUGUGAAGAUAGACAACAUGACAUGCAGAAGGCUGCUGCAUUUGUAAAGCGUUUGGCGACUUUCUCAUUAUGUUCCGGAUCGGCAGAGUCCAUGGCUGCUUUGGUUACUUUAAAGCAUCUUCUUCUGAAGAAUGUCAAGUGCCGAAAUCUGUUAGAAAAUGAUGCUGGAGGUGGCUCAGUGUCAGUCCUUUGGGAACUCAAUCUUCUAACCCAGCAUUAUCAUCCAGCUGUCUCAAGUAUGGCUUCAAGUAUAUCUAGCAUGAACACUGCUCAUAACCAGGUUUAUCUCUCAACCAUAUCUCCUCAACAAGCUUUCACAGACUUUUCCUUGGAGAGGCCAGAGUCUUUCAAGCCACCGAGUGACAUUAAAAAAUCAGAUAACAAAAGGAAAAGAGGAAGUGACCCUUCUGUAUCAGCUGUGAUAGAACCUUCUGCAGAUACAACUUCAAUCGACGAAGAUGAUGUGAGAAAGAAGCUUUCUGCUCAUUUCAUGCUUCUUCGUGACAUUAAGGAGAAUCAGAGAUUAAGGGCUGAGCUAGAUGGCACUACUUCAUCCAUACAACUAUAUGAAGAGUAUAAGCAGCAAAAGAAAAAGGCUAAAAAGCCGAAAACGAAGAAAAGUAGAACUUUGUUGACUGUCAAGUAA